This is a messenger RNA of Maylandia zebra (zebra mbuna), 2991 nucleotides long. RefSeq names its product abhydrolase domain containing 3, phospholipase (gene abhd3). Gene Ontology annotation, molecular function: A2-type glycerophospholipase activity; glycerophospholipid phospholipase A1 activity; acetylesterase activity. The record is from RefSeq and is a predicted model, not a curated record. NCBI's taxonomy places the organism in Eukaryota, Metazoa, Chordata, Actinopteri, Cichliformes, Cichlidae. Gene Ontology annotation, biological process: medium-chain fatty acid biosynthetic process; phosphatidylcholine metabolic process; medium-chain fatty acid catabolic process.
UGUCUCCUUCACUGUGGGCUUGCAGGCACACACAGCCGCGUAUCACCAGAGCUGGCCGCUGUCCUCGCAGUACCUGAAACACCAGGGACCUUGCAAUGAUCUCGCUGGACUUAAAUUUCAACAUUUUGACUCGGGACCUGUCGCAUUACCUGGAGAACCAAGUGAAAGUUGGGCUGUUCGGUUCGGGAGUGGGUCUGUCUCUGGUGCUGGGCUUCAGCGCGGCGUACACCUGCUACUAUUUGAUCUCAGUAGCGAAGAAGCCACAGCUGAUCUCUGGAGGUAAGAAGUUCUACCAUUUUCUGAGGGAGCAAUGUCCAGUAGUGUCAGAGACCUACUACCCCACCUUUUGGUGUUGGGAGAGCCGCAUCCAGACUCUGCUGAGACCUUUCGUCACAGCCAAACCGGGGGUCAUCUACAGAAAUGAGCUCAUUAAAGCAGCAGAUGGAGGACAGAUCUCUUUGGAUUGGUUCGACAACGAUGACAGCCUUUCUCAUCCCGACCCUGCCACCAGGCCCACAGUCCUCCUCCUCCCCGGUCUGACCGGCACCAGCCGAGAGUCCUACAUCUUACACAUGGUCCAACAGAGCCGGGAUCUGGGCUAUAGAUGCGUGGUUUUCAACAACAGAGGAGUUUCUGGUGAAACAUUACUGACCCCAAGGACCUACUGUGCAGCCAACACAGAGGAUCUGGAGACUGUUCUUGAACACAUCCAGAGGGCCUAUGAAGCUGCUCCACUCAUGGCUGCAGGAGUGUCCAUGGGCGGGAUGAUGCUGGCAAACUACUUGGGGCGCAAGGGCCGGGAAACCUGUCUGAAAGGGGUCGUGGUCUUCUCAGCGGGCUGGGAUGUGUUUGAGUGCACCGCUUCACUGGAAAAACCCCUGGACCGUUUCCUCUUCAACUCCUACCUCACCAGCUGCCUACAAGCCUCUGUGCACAGGCACAGACCAGUGCUCGAAAAAUGUUACGACAUUGAUCAUGUCAUGAAGGCAAGGACCAUCCGAGAGUUUGACGAGAGGUUCACCUCCAUAAUGUUUGGUUAUCCUACCAAUGACGACUACUACCGCGAUGCCAGUCCUGUCCACAGGCUCAAAUCUGUGCAGGUGCCAAUGCUAUGUCUCAACGCUGCUGACGAUGUCUUUUCUCCAUCUCACGCCAUUCCAGUGGAGGCAGUGAAACAGAACCCUAACCUGGCCAUGCUCAUUACCCAUCACGGCGGCCAUAUUGGUUUCCUGGAGGGCCUGUGGCCACGUCAGAGCACUUAUAUGGACCGAGUCUUCAAGCAGUUUGCAAAGGCGGUCAUUGAGCAAAGCAACCAACUCAAAGACCUCUCCUGAUAAGAAGAUGUAACUGAUGUUCUAGUUUUACAUUUUUAUUAUGUCUUCUUGAUACAUUCUGUCCUUUAUUUCUUCCAUUUUAAAUCCCAUUCUUGUUUUUUAUACCUUAUUCAGCCCUUUCUGCAAUACAUCUACCUUUUCCUCUCUACCAGACCAGUUCUGCAGUUUUUCUUUCUUCUGAUGACUUCUUCUAUCCUUGCCCUCCAUAGGUCUGUUCUAUUUUUGCUGCCACAAGCAAAAAAAAAAAAAUCCUCAUUCUUUCUCAUUUUAAAGGGCACAUUUUAUUGAAUGCAGCAUUUGUGUUGCACUCAGCAUUAAUUUAUUGAUUCCAUACAGUUAAAAGUCUGUAGUCCUGCAAGCAAAGCUGUUCAUGUCACAGCUGAAAUACUGAAUCUGUGCCCAUUUGUGCAUUAGCUAGCUAAAGAAUUAUGUGAUUACCGUGUGCAAUCAUCAGUACUGUACAUGAGAUUCCAAUCAUUUUUGUUUAUGAAGCAUCCUCUAUUGCUUUUAUCAUGAAGACAUCUGUAGGAUUUUAGCCCUCAGGGAUUUUUUUUUAUUUCCUUAACUUCAUUUUCCUUAACUUCUUUCCCUCCUUUGUACUUUCUCAGUUAUUCUCCUGGAGUUUGAGUUUUUCUAAGUUUACAUCCACACAAAGUUAUUUAUUUUCUUCUAAAGUAAUAGUUUCAUAUUUUUGUCUUUUGAGUUGUGAAGCUUGAAUUGACUUUCUUUUAAAUAUGAUGCUAAUAUCAUGAGAUGAAUAGCUUAAAGAUUGGAAGCAUAAAGAUUGGAAGCAGAGGAAAGCAGCGCCUCUGAAGCUCUAAAUAAAAUGCAGUGCCGUGAAAAAGUAUUUUCCCUCUUCCUGAGUUCUUAGGGUUUUUUUUUUCAUAUUUUCAUACUUCAGAUCAGCAAAAUAAAUUUUAAUAUUUAACAAAGAUAACCAGAGUAAAUACAUAAAAAUCUGUGUGAUGAUCUGAACCAUGUAAGUAAUGUAAUUUAAUAAAUGUGCAAAAAAAUAAACAAAUCAGGAAGAGGGAAAAUACUUUUUCUCUGCAUUUUAGUGUAAUGUUACUAAGGGAUACUUCCCUCUCGUUGCCAGGAGAAGAAUUGUCACGGGAGAGGAGUACCCACAAAUUAAACAUGAAAUUGCAAAGCUCUUAUAUUUUGGCAUAAUUUUUGUCGCUGUUAAUAAAUAAUCAGAAAGCACUCAUAAAGAAACGUAAGUCCUCGAAUGCAGUAGUUUGAGCUCGCUGCAUAGUAAUUACACAUUUUAAAGCAAAAAAGUGCAAAUUUAAUUGGUUUUUAUCUUAUUUAUUUAUUUAUUUGUUGCAUAGUUGACAUUUUGCUACAUCAGAUGGUCUAAAAUAAGUAUUAAAAUAUAGGUUUGCCUAAAAUCUGUCCAAUAAUAAUAAGUACUCACCUUUACCACACACAGACAGAUAAUGUAGUGCCUGGACUAAAGCUUUGUUUCUUUUACCUCUGAGUUGUCAGAGGUAGGAGUGACGCCACUCUCGAGUUGACCGUUCCAGCUGUAGUAGUAGUACGUGGAAAAUAUCGUAUUUUGGGUUAUUUCCAAAUUUUUUGUAGUUUAUAAUUUUGACUUCUCAGAUGCAUAACUCAUAAUUUUUGAGUUAUUAAGUAAUUUAGCUCCCCCCCCCCC